Myodes glareolus (Bank vole) is the source of this 627-nucleotide messenger RNA. The record is from RefSeq and is a predicted model, not a curated record. NCBI's taxonomy places the organism in Eukaryota, Metazoa, Chordata, Mammalia, Rodentia, Cricetidae.
AUGGGAUCCAAGGAGGUUGGAAACCAAUUUAUCUUUAUAAUAUUAAAAACUAAACUUGAGGUGGCAAAUUCAAGUCCGGUCAAUCCGGUGGUCUUCUUUGAUGUCAGCAUUGGUGGCCAGGAAGUUGAUCACAUGAAGAUCGAGCUAUUUGCAGACGUGGUGCCAAAGACGUCAGAAAACUUUAGGCAAUUCUGCACUGGAGAGUUCAGGAAAGAUGGUGUUCCGAUCAGAUACAAAGGAAGCACCUUCCGUAGGAUCAUAAAGGAUUUCAUGAUUCAGGGCAGAGAUUUUGUUAAUGGAGAUGGUACUGGAGUCGCUAGCAUUUACCGUGGUCCAUUUGCAGAUGAAAAUUGUAAACUUAGGCAAUCGGCUCCAGGCCUGCUUUCCAUGGCAAACAGUGGUCCCAAUACAAACGGCUGCCAGUUCUUUAUCACAUGUUCUAAGUGUGAUUGGCUGGAUGGGAAGCACGUAGUGUUUGGAAAAAUCAUUCAUGAACUUCUGGUGAUGAGAAAAAUUGAGAAUGUUUCCACGGACCCUAACAAUAAGCCCAAACUGCCAGUGGUAAUCUCCCAGUGUGGGGAAAUGUUAUCUAGCCCAAGACUGAACCAGGUCUUCUGUCCUGGGUGA